ACAACAACGCACAACUAAAGCAAGCAUUGCAAGCACAUUGCGUUGAAAGUGACAAUAAAAGUACGGCGAAGACAAAAAUACAAAAAAAAAAAAUAUUUAACACAGAAGCAAUUUGCGCUCUUUGGAGAAAGCGAAUUAAGAAUUUUCUACAAAAGGACUUUAGCGCGGCGAACUGUGUGAAAGACAAGCGACGGAGCCAACAAGCAGCCAGCAAAGCAGAUAAACAGCAGCAGACACGUGGACACAAGCAGAAAAAACAGCAACAAAAGCGGCAACAGGAAAAUCAAAUAAUAUACACAAAGGGUGACACGGCGUAUGAGUAACUGGAAAUUCAUAAAAUUUCUCACAAAAAGCAAGCAAUUGAGUGAAGUUUGAAGCGACUCAUUUUUCGACUGAUUUGCAGUUAAAAUAAUAUAAAAAACGGUGUAAGCUGACUUUGUUUUGAAAAGUGCUAAUAACACAUAGAAACUCGGCAGCAAGCAGAAAAAUAUUGCUAUAAGUGUAAACUGUAUUAAGCAACCAUAAGAAAAUUCCAAAAAUUCCAAUAAUUAAUAGCUAAUAAAACCUACAGCAAGUGUAGUUAAAUAGCUACAAAAACAUUGACAAAAAAACCAUAAAAAAAUAUAUUAAAAAAAAAUAAAAAACUGUAAACUGCAAACGUAUUAAAUAGCAAUAAAACGCGCAAAACUGCUGCGUAGCUAUUUCAUGCCAAUAAAAAGUCAACAACAACAAUAACUUUAAAAUACUGCACAAAACAUAUACCCAACUCAAUUAAAAUUAUUACAUGCCAUAAAUCAAUUAAUUAAAUGCACAUAAAAAUCAACUGAUAAUGCGACGGCAAACUGCGUAAAAAAAUCACCAAAACAGUGCUUGAUAAAAAAUUGGAAAGUGCAACACAAGCAGCUUUUUUUAAGCACACAAAGUGUUACAAGUGAAGUGGUUGUUGAAAAAACACAUUGUGCAAAGUUAAAGUUUGCACAAAAAGUGGCUUAAUUUUAUAUAAAGCGAAAUUUAUUGAAAUAUUGGCAGCGUGAGUGGCUGAGAGCGCCACAGUUUGUGCAAAAACCUGGAAAAGAUCAAGCAAAAUACAGUGCGUCUUUUUAAAGCAUUAAUCCGAAAUUGUGUGUGCAUGAAAACUUUUCUAAAAUACCAAUACUGUCAAAGUGAGUUUGUGCUAUAAUCUUUGUGCUAUAAAAUUUUCAUUGAUGUGCUGAAAUUCUAACAGAUGAAAAUAUGAAUUACCAAAAAGGCAUUAAGGAUCCCAAUUUGGAGCGGCAUACAAAAGGUAAAACACGUCAUUUCACGGUGAACGGUUUUAAUACGCAUGCACAGCAGCAACAGCAACAACAACAAGUGCAAUUGCAAAGCCAGAGUGACGUGCGUAAUAUUUACAAUAAUCCUUAUACGCCACCAACAGCACCGACAACAACAUUGAGCCAACAGCAGCAGCAAACACAUCGUUUGCAGCAGCAGCAACAACAACAGCAAUUGUUGUACAAGUCUAUUGCUAGCGGUGUUGUUGGUAAUAGUGGCACGAAUCAAUACGAUUACCCACCAACGGCAGCGAGUGAACAUCAGCAUCAGCUACAACAGCAGCAACAACAACUGCAACAGCAACUUCAGCUACAACAACAGCAGCAGCAGCAACAACAAUUGAGCAACGUCUUGGAAGCAGACAAUAACACCUUCACCAGUCAUAAUAAAGGUAGGACAGACAAAAAUUUAUAUUUUUCGAUUUAUUGUUGCUUUGUUAAAAGGUGGUAGGGUAUUAUAUGGAUAC
Molecule: messenger RNA, 1780 nt
Organism: Bactrocera dorsalis (oriental fruit fly)
Lineage: Eukaryota; Metazoa; Arthropoda; Insecta; Diptera; Tephritidae
Product: nuclear transcription factor Y subunit beta
Exons: 4
Coding region: 1234-1764 (176 amino acids)
Source: RefSeq, a predicted model, not a curated record